Messenger RNA from Plasmodium cynomolgi strain B, 872 nucleotides. RefSeq lists its product as hypothetical. Lineage: Eukaryota; Apicomplexa; Aconoidasida; Haemosporida; Plasmodiidae. Bases 261 to 818 code for a protein of 185 amino acids. The transcript has 4 exons. The record is from RefSeq and is a predicted model, not a curated record.
GUCCUUCAUAUUUGUGCGAACGGAAUUUAGAAAGGUACUGCCAACAGUUAAAAAAAAAAAUUAUUUUAAUACUAAGGUGAUUAAAACUAGUAUACUUUCUUAAACUUUUUCAUUAGAUUUGCAUAUUUAUAUCUAUGCUGAAUUGUUACAUUUCGGAAGCAGCCUAAGCGUCAAAGAUCGAUUUACAAUUUUAAUUCAUAUAGAUAGAUAGCUAUAAUAUAUAAAAUAUCUGAAAAUACGUGUACAUUAAAAAAAAAAAAAUGGCUAGCUCUUCGGAGGAGAAUAAGGAAAUAAUUAAUUUGAAGGAUGCCUUCAAUCUAAGCAUUAUAAACAGGGAAAAUACCUUACUAAUUAAUAAUGAAAACGAUGACGAGUGUUUUCCGCAUGCGAUUCUGAUGGACCGCAGGAGCAUCGACCUGUUUAAUAUGGAUUUGACAAAGUACCAAAAAAGCGAGUACAAAAGAAUUUUUAAUUUGAACUCACGGCGACUUACUGACGAACCCAAAUUCACAUCUGAACCUUCGGCGAAUGGAAAAUCAUCCGAUUCUGAAGAUACGAAAACAAAAAAAAGAAAGGAGGAUAGCACUUUAAUGCCUCGAAUUCAUACCGUUUUGAGUUUCUUUGUGCCUUUUAUAGGUUGCCUCUCCUAUUUGUUUAGUUUAAAAUAUGACGAAUCAUCGCUCAGACGUAAAUAUGCCAGUCGGGCGCUGUGUGUUGGGAGCGCCUUAAGCGUCAUUUACUCAUUUAUCAUAUGUUCCUUAUUGGGGCACUAUGUUUAUCAGUAUAACUCUGACGACUUAUAUGGAUAUACAUAUUAGUUUGAUGUGUGCAUUUGUGAAUGCGCGUGCAAAAGUAUGUGCGCACGGGCGUAA